Plutella xylostella (diamondback moth) is the source of this 1079-nucleotide messenger RNA. RefSeq lists its product as uncharacterized. The record is from RefSeq and is a predicted model, not a curated record. NCBI's taxonomy places the organism in Eukaryota, Metazoa, Arthropoda, Insecta, Lepidoptera, Plutellidae.
CCCAUUCAACUGUCAAAUUUUCCUUCUGCUUCCUUCCUGAAAGAAAAUAAGAAAAAUGUGUUUCAGUAAAUUAUAAUAUUUGCUUCUAUUUUCUCUCGAUACCGAUUGAGAAACACCAAAUUAUUUUUCCAGGAUUUUACAAAAUGAGCUCAGCGAAUACAGGUGCAGUGUUUUUUCUUGGAAGUCGCGCUCAUUAUCAAGUCCUAACCCCCCCUUCGUCCCACUCGUACGACCUGGAGAACGGGAACACAUCAACGGAGACAAUAUACCAGACUACCUCCACAGAGAACAUUUAUAACAACCCGUCUACCCUGGAGUGGCCUAACACCUUGAACAGGGAGGUGAAACCCGGCGGCAACUUCCUGUACCAUGAGAAGGAGGCCCUGGACAUGCCCAAGAAACAGAGCAAGGAGUUCGACUACAGUGACGGAGUGAAGCGCCGUCUCAAGAAGUACCGCAAGCAGGACGGCUCCAGCGAGAUGAUCCUCAACGACAACGACGAUGCCGACAUCAACCCCGCUGACCUUAACGAGCUGCACUGCGACAAACAACCCCCCAAGCACAAGCGCCGCGUGAACAUCGCCUACUUACUCUCCAUACUGACGCGGCGGCGACGCGACCCCGCGCGCGCGCUCGCGGCGCAGCAGCAGUGCACCAUGAGGGACUCCUGCCGCUGCGACGACUGCCAGAGCCGCUACUUCGAAUGCGACGAAGAAGAAGACUACUCGUACUCGGACAACGAGGACGAGCGACUCAACUACUUCAACUACGACGACGAGCCGUACCAGUACACCUGCCCGCAGUGCCCGCCGCCCUACCAGCAGUACAUACAGGUAGAGACAAUGAAGACUCAACUACUUCAACUACGACGACGAGCCGUACCAGUACACCUGCCCGCAGUGCCCGCCGCCCUACCAGCAGUACAUACAGGUAGAGACAAUGAAGACUCAACUACUUCAACUACGACGACGAGCCGUACCAGUACACCUGCCCGCAGUGCCCGCCGCCCUACCAGCAGUACAUACAGGUAGAGACAAUGAAGACUCAACUACUUCAACUACGACGACGAGCCGUACCAG